AUGCUGCGACCAUUUCAGGGCCGGGCAGCGGCAUCGACGAGCACUGCCACUCGCGAGUCCACAGCCAGUAGAGUGGCGACUCCGCAGCGGCGCCAUCAACAGAUGCGCAACGGUGAGCUCAUAGACAAGGGAUCUGUUUCGACGGAGGCGGAAGUUGGGAAGCCGUACUGGGGGACCACCGAAUCCGUCGCCAUGACGCGGAGCACGACGGCAUCCAAUACAGUUUUCUCCACUCGUGCCGCCACAUCAACGUCGCGCACCGUCUCUGGCGGCGCCGCCGAGACGACCUCUGCCGUUUCGACACGCUCCUCUUACCUCGUCCACAGCAGCUGCCCGGUCGGGGAAGAGACACAGGAGCUGGGGUCGGGCUCGUACUCUGCAGACGAAGUGGACCCCCUCCUUCAAGCGGCCAUGCAGCUGGGCAGCCCCCUCUACGACCCUGUCAAGCGGCAGUUUGUGUGCUGGCAGCUACACGCUCUCGAGAAGCGUCCACGCGCUGCCUACGGUGAUGUGGAAGGCGUCAGUUGCGACUUCUGCGGCCACACUGAUUGGCUCGAGGGAGUGCCCGAGCGAGCGACAAGCUCUCCGUCAGCGAGUGCAACGGUGGCGAAUGCUGAUGAAGGAAAAAUGGAUACCCAUGCCCCCUCAGCAGCGGCAUCCUUCACUGCGCACGCGCGCUUUUUCUACAACUGCUCCGCCUGCCAGGUGGACGUAUGUCAGGCGUGCUUGGAGGAGGUGCGGUCCGAUGAGCGUCUUCACGUGCCAUGCUUUCAGUGUCAGCGCUGCGGAGGCUACGAAACGCGCCAGAAUGCGCCGUUGCAUCGGUGUGCGGAGGUGACACGGAUCUCCGACGACGAAGGAAGUACAGGCGUGCAGGCGUUGCUGACGUCGCCGAGGAGCAAUGUGGACGCUUCACAGGCACUGCCGGCGGCACCCGCGACGUCAUCUCCAAAGUACAGGGGCGUGCCGGUCGGAAGGCCCGUACGUCUCGGCCUCUGCCGACGAUUCCAGCAAGCGGUUGAAGCGGUGGCGGCGCCAGACACAGAGAUCGCCGCCCAUGCCGGGAAGAUCGCCAACUCGACUCCUCACCGAAAACGCAAGCGAGCUUCUCCGGAAGCAGCCCUCGUGCCAAAACAGCGAUCCGGGAAGACGACCAACGACACCGCAGAGGUGUUUCGUGUCAGUGACGUGAGCGACAAGUCAUGCCGGAAGGUGAGGCGGGCGUCUGCGAGCGCUCUGCCGAAACCUGCGCCACCAAAGCAGGAGGCGGACGACGCAGACGGUGACGCGUCUCGAGCCCUUGUGGAGGCUGCACUCCUCCCCUUCGCGCGUUACGAGGUGCACCUCACCCCUCGCACUGCGGAGGAGGUGGGCGAGGUGGGCCGUAUCGCGAGGGAACAGCACCUCGUAUGCUCACCGCUACCGUCGCUGGCGAAGACAUGUGUGUUCUACUUCACCACGCGCCUCGCUGCCGAGACUUGCGUCGAUCGCGCCACUGCGGCAUCGCUGGACGCCAUCCUGAAGCAGAGCGUGACACCUGUGUGCCGCACGUGA
Leishmania major strain Friedlin is the source of this 1554-nucleotide messenger RNA. RefSeq lists its product as hypothetical. The transcript has a single exon. Lineage: Eukaryota; Euglenozoa; Kinetoplastea; Trypanosomatida; Trypanosomatidae. The coding region runs from base 1 to 1554 and encodes 517 amino acids. The record is from RefSeq and is a predicted model, not a curated record.